Molecule: messenger RNA, 1234 nt
Organism: Chara braunii
Lineage: Eukaryota; Viridiplantae; Streptophyta; Charophyceae; Charales; Characeae
Source: the annotation of a GenBank genome assembly
GUCCGCCCCGCCACCCCGAAGAGACAGUUGUAUAUGCAAUAGGAAGAGUGGUAAGACCUGUUGUCCUUCACUUUAUAAGUUGACGAAGUUGAUUGUGAAGAACUGGAAGGUAGAGUCUAAGUAUGGAGGCGAAGCCUGUAAAUCAAGGGGGAGGUGAUGGUAGGGAGCAAGUCCCGGGAGAUUACCGCUUGGAGGAGGAAAGGGUAAGGGAGAUGAUUAGGGCCUGUUUUGAGGAUGGCAUUCUCCCAAUGGAUAUCGACCCAGGGGAGAUGCAAGUGACGGGAAGGGAAGUGAAAUUUGUAUUAAAUACGUCCCUCGAUGAAAUCAAAGUUAGGUGGCUUAAGGAACGAACCGUGACAGUCAUUUUUCGUGACGGAGCACGUUUCUUACCCAAGAAGGUCAAAGAAGAUGUGGUGAGGGCGUAUGAAGAUGUCUGGAUUCGAGACGAGGUUUUCGGGCAGGACUUCAAGAGAGGGCGUAUCAAAGUGGAGAGUCCUAAUGUUAUCUCCUACGUUCCAAGAGCUCAAGUAAUCUCCGAUUGGAUGCUUAGGAAGAAGACCGAUGCUAUUGACCUUGCAGGGAUUACUUUUCGGACGGAUUUUAAACCAUGGCUGGCGAGAGCCGAGAUUCGAAACUGGAGGCAGCUGAUCGGCCAGAGCACCUUUUGGGUUGUUGCUGUGGGCAUACCUCUGAAUGAGAUGCCAUUCAUCCAUGUGCACGUGGAGAAAGUGAUCGGCAAGAUCGUGAAAGAACAUAAACUAGAGGCUGAUGAUACGGACACGAAGCUGGUGAACCUGCGCUUCGACAUUGGUCCAGCCUGCAAAACAAACAUGACGGAUAAGAUCAUGAUGCAAACCUUUCAAGGCGAUGUGCUGGAGAUAAGACUCGCCGAUGCUGACUCGAAAUAUUGUAAGCGAUGUCGUACCUUUUUCCACACUGAGGCUUCUUGUCGGCGUGCAGGGAGGAGGCCGGAUCAAGGCGCUUCGAGUUCCAGCCAGGGUCAGUCAGCGAGAAGAUGAAAUCAACAACAACAACAACACCAAGGCUACAAUGGAUCCUUGAUGGCUCUAGGGGCUUCAGUUCAGCAGGCAGGUUCAACUGCACCUGCGAAUCUUUCGGGAGGUAUUGAUGGCUCCCAUUUUCUUUUGAAUGCGAGCUGUUCAGAAUCCCCCAUGCCAUAUGCACUGGAGAACUUGGCACGCUCGAUGAUUCAGGAUAAAUUCAGCCUUUGGUU